Molecule: messenger RNA, 1103 nt
Organism: Xenia sp. Carnegie-2017
Lineage: Eukaryota; Metazoa; Cnidaria; Anthozoa; Malacalcyonacea; Xeniidae
Product: pre-mRNA-splicing factor SLU7-like
Exons: 9
Coding region: 288-1031 (247 amino acids)
Biological process (GO): mRNA splicing, via spliceosome
Cellular component (GO): spliceosomal complex
Molecular function (GO): pre-mRNA 3'-splice site binding
Source: RefSeq, a predicted model, not a curated record
UUCUUUUCCAAAACCAAACGAUGUCGUUUAUUCGUAUUCUGUCUGGUAAGUGUCCGUGUAAGUAUUUAAAUUUAUUAACACUUCAUCCCAUGCACUGUCUCAAAUACAAAUACAUUAACACAAGAAAGUGGAAAGAAUUUAUUUAUUUUAUGCGCAUACGAUGAUGUUUUUUUACAAAAAAGUUAAAGUGGGUAAAAUCGUAUUUCGCGGCAAGACGAUAAAACAAUUCGCGCGCGCACGAUGGUGUAUUUAUCUUUCAGUUCACGUUUCACGUGCCAAAUUUCAAUAUGGCGUCUGUGCUCCGAUCUCUCGAUUUAGCUGCAAGUGCGGCAAGUUCUCAGCAAAAAAUGAUAAGAACAGAUUGGAAGAAAGAAAAAGAAUUAGAAGAAGCUAGAAAGGCAGGAACUGCACCAGCUUUGCAGGAUGAAACAGGAAAAGACAUCAACCCUCAUAUUCCUCAAUAUAUUUGGAUGCCUUGGUACUAUGGAGCAUCUGGACCAACUCUCAAGCAUCAAAGGCCACAGGAAGAAAGGCAAAAACAGUUUGCUAAAAUUGAUGCAUCGUAUAAACGUGGCUUGAAAGAGGUAGCGAACUGCAGCGAUAAAAUUUCGAAAGGAGCCUGUGAAAACUGUGGUGCGAUUACUCACAAGAAAAAAGACUGUCUAGAGCGUCCUAGACGUGUAGGUGCUAAAUUCACCGGUGAAGAUAUAAAACCCGACGAAUAUGUCCCUGAACAACAUAGCUUUGACUACGAUGGCAAAAGAGACAGAUGGGUUGGAUAUGAUCCUGAAGAACACCAAAGGGUGCUAGAAGAAUAUCAAAAAAUGGAAAUGGCGAAACAACAGCUGAAGUCGGAUAAACUGCAUCAAGAUUUAAUGGACGGAAAGAAAGUUGAGGAAAAAAAAUUAAGUGACGAUGACGAUGAGGAUAAAUAUGCUGAUGAUGUCAUUAUACCUGGACAGAAGUUUGACAGUAAGAGGCGAGUCUUGUCAUGGACCCGGCCGCCUUUCUCGAAAGACGAACUCAAUUGAGAAUUGAAGAACAAACUGAAAGGAUUUUAUCCGGAGCGCGAAGAUUAUCCGACUUACCAACAACACGUCCAA